Molecule: messenger RNA, 1284 nt
Organism: Cyphellophora europaea CBS 101466
Lineage: Eukaryota; Fungi; Ascomycota; Eurotiomycetes; Chaetothyriales; Cyphellophoraceae
Exons: 1
Coding region: 1-1284 (427 amino acids)
Molecular function (GO): O-methyltransferase activity
Source: RefSeq, a predicted model, not a curated record
AUGUCCUUGACAGAGCUGGCGAAGAUCAUCCUGCGGAAUGCGGAGGUACUAGAUGAACACAUUCGCGCUCACAGUUUACCUGUACCGUCCACCGCAAGCCGCGGCCACUCGCCAAUGAUUCAAUUCGGCACGCAAGCCUCUACAGCAGCAGCUCAGGCCUCGAUGCUAGGUGCUAUCCACAAACUCAACCACCUUGUGCAAGGUCCCGCCGCGCCGUGGCUAGGCACCAUGAACGGCGCGGCCGGCGACGCUAUGACAACCGCCGCAGUCAUCCACUUCGACAUUGUGGACCAUGUUCCGGUAGACGAGGAAGCCGCUUUCGAGGCGGUAGCCCGCAAAUGUGGUAUGGACCUCCGCGACUUCAAGCUCAUCAGUCGCUACGCCAUGACCAACUUCAUCUUCCGCGAACCCCGUCCCAACUACAUUGCGCACACAGCAGCCUCUCUUUGCCUGCGAGAGAAUCGAGUCGUCCGUGCGCUGGCUGCUAUGAGCAAAGAUGAGCUUUACCCGACUUUGGCAUCAGAGAUAGACGCUAUGGCAAACUAUCCAGGAUCUCAAGAACCCUCCGAGUCCGCUUGGGCCAUUGCCAACGGUGCAUCACUGCCAUUGUUCGAGGAGCUCGCAGUACAUCAUCCUUCGCGCGCUACCACUAUGGCGCACGCCAUGGAGAGCCUUGCCAGCAUGCUUCCCGAUUCGAUUACCACCGACCACUUCGACUGGGAAUCACUAGAUAGCGCCCUGAUUGUUGAUGUUGGUGGUGGCAAGGGGUUUGCGUGUCGGGCUCUGGCACUACGUUUCCCCAAGCUUCGCCUCAUUGUACAAGACCUAGAAGCAACAGCGAAAGCCGGCCGAGAGCAGUGUCCUGCCGAGUUGCAAGAGAGGAUCACGUUCACCACGCACGAUUUCUUCUCCGCACAGCCCGUGAGCGCGGACGUAUAUUACUUCCGCGCUAUCAUGCACGACUGGCCGGACAAAUACUGCAUACAGAUUUUGAAGGCCUUGGUCUCAGCGCUGCGGCCGGGCUCACGCGUUGUGAUUCAGGAUCCGCAUACACCAGACCCAUGCACCGUCGGAUGGUGGCAGGAGCGGCAGACGCGUGCGAGUAACCUGCGGAUGAAGGCGUUCUUCAAUAGCCAUGAUCGAGAAAAGCAUGAAUGGGAAGGACUGUUUAGGCAGGCCGAUGAGAGGUACCGGGUCAAGGGCGUGGAUGUGUUCUUAAGGGAGCCGAGCAAUGAGUUUGGCCCUCUGAUGUCGUCGGUAGAGGCCGUUUGGGAAGGAGAAUAG